ACGCUCACUCACUCAUUCACUAUUCUUUAUCUUUUGACUUAAAAAAAAAAAAAAAAAAAAAUCAAUCUCGUUGAUUUUCGUCGAACCUGGUGAAAUCUGUUGUUGUUCGAGCAAAAUCGGGAUGGCAUACAACGGUUAUCCAAAGAGUGGCCUUAGAUUCUACGAAGGUGUAUAUGAGAUGGUGGAUGAUCCUUCAUCGGAUUCAAUCAUCUCAUGGAGCAAAAGCAACAAGAGUUUCGUUAUUCGGAACCAGCAAGAGCUCAUUCGCAGAAAGAUGCUCUCCAGAUUCUUUUGCAGAAACCUUACCGAGUUUAUCUCAAAGCUUAAGUUUUCUGGCUUUAAACAAAUGAAUAGGUCUUCUGGGCUAUGGGAAUUUGGUGAUAAGAAUUUUGUGAGAGGUCGUCCUGAGCUUAUGGUGGAGAUGCAUAAAAGAGUUUCCAUGGCUAGGAUUACGGAAAGGUGUAGUAACCAAAUGAAAGCUAAGGCCCAACUCGAGGAGGGCUUCCAAAAUUUAAGCAUUUGAUCUGAUACAUCCAUGAUCCAUCAACCCAUCAUCAUCAUCCUUUGCUUUCCUUAGCUUGCUCUCACGAGUCACGAGGGCUUUGUUGUUUCAGUUUGCUUGCCAAGAAUUUCAGUGGCUUUGUAACCGAGAUGAUAUGAAAAAAUUUGGGGGCUUUUCAGAAACUAUCUAUGUUUUGUAACAGCUAAUGUUAAUGUUAUGUUUGCUCUUAAAAAAAAAAAAAA
Camelina sativa (false flax) is the source of this 744-nucleotide messenger RNA. RefSeq names its product heat stress transcription factor A-4c. The record is from RefSeq and is a predicted model, not a curated record. Gene Ontology annotation, cellular component: nucleus. Lineage: Eukaryota; Viridiplantae; Streptophyta; Magnoliopsida; Brassicales; Brassicaceae. Gene Ontology annotation, biological process: regulation of transcription by RNA polymerase II; cellular response to heat. Gene Ontology annotation, molecular function: RNA polymerase II cis-regulatory region sequence-specific DNA binding; DNA-binding transcription factor activity.